CCAUCCGCACUCGCGGCUGCCUCCAUCCCUUCAUCUCCUCACAAAAUCCCAUAGCAUCCGCUUCUUGACGCAAUCCUUCUUUAGGCGCCGCGCUUCACCGACCCACUCCCCUUCAGAGUCCCGCAUCAGGCUCUUCUGUCCAGCUCGACACACUUCCGUCAUCCAUAUCCUCCCGCCGAUCUUGGAACCUCACGAUGAAGGCGACCAAACCUUUUUCGCUCUUCUCGCUCGUUCACUGGGUCAUCCUCUCUACGCUCUGCGUGAUGAUCCUCGGCGCGCCUUUAAGACACGCGCAUGAUUACAGCGCGUCCCACUCUGCUUUUCUCGAGAGCUCUCAUAUGCCGCAUCGUGGUCUGCUUCGCCAGUCCCCCUUGCGCCUACACACGACCGAAGCGGAGGUAAUGUGGAUCGACGUACGUCAUUCGACAAGCAGCAAGUUCGCCAACGCCCAAACACUUGCCAGACGUUCCUUUGGCUCCGCAUUCGGGUUCAGCUCUUCUUCUGUUGCGCAUGACUUCUCAGCUGCUCAAUUUCCAUACGGACGCGUUCUGAUCUCGCGAGACUCCAACUCCAAAGACACGGGCAAAGGAAGCGGAGACAAGCAUAGUCAUACUCAUCCCACCAAGUCGAGCGAGAACCAAUCGUCGAGCACCCAUGAGAAGACCUCUCUUGAGAAGGACUCCAAGGUGAAGGAGGAGAGCGCGCCGAAGAUUCUGAGUGGUCAGAAUGAGCAGAAAUUCGCCUCACCGAUCGUCGGUGGAAUAGGAAACACCGUCAAAAGCUCUUUGUGGACCGGCAUCGGCCUCUUGGGUAACCUCCUCGACAACUGGUCUCGAAAGCGCAAAUGAUCAUCUUCGCGUAUCUUCGAAACGCCUUGACGCAAGAAGUAGUCUGUCUGGUCGAUGCCUUGCGCUUCGAUACCAGGUCCAGCUUGCCGCGAGCAAGUUGAAGCAUGGUGACUCUGCCAGGCCCUUCGCUCAUCGCCGUCCAUGCAUAGCGCACCCAGACGAAUACUACCGACACAAGCGCCUUCUCUUAAAUGCCAUAUGCGCGUUCAAACGUCAGUUGCCCUGCAAGG
Ceraceosorus guamensis is the source of this 1078-nucleotide messenger RNA. RefSeq lists its product as hypothetical. The record is from RefSeq and is a predicted model, not a curated record. Bases 195 to 848 code for a protein of 217 amino acids. The transcript has 2 exons. Lineage: Eukaryota; Fungi; Basidiomycota; Exobasidiomycetes; Ceraceosorales; Ceraceosoraceae.